Messenger RNA from Meloidogyne enterolobii, 666 nucleotides. Lineage: Eukaryota; Metazoa; Nematoda; Chromadorea; Rhabditida; Meloidogynidae. The record is from the annotation of a GenBank genome assembly.
AUGCUGAACGAGUCAGACUACUCUCUUGAGGACGAGGAAAAGUUGGGGCUCAAAGUAUUGGAAUUUGGAGGAUUAUUGGCUAAUGAUGGAUCUUUACACUUGGGAUGUUUUGUUAAAAUUGUGACUUUUAAUUUGAACGCUGACAUACAGAAGAAAUACAAGGAAUUGUUUGAACAAGAACGUUAUUCUGAUUAUAAGAUACACGUAAUUGGUGAGACAGAGAAUGAAGUUGAAGUAAUUAACGUCCACAAAAAUAUCUUGUCAUGCUAUGAUAUAUUUCGAGGGAAAUUUAGGCGUGAACCAACACAAAAUCAUAUGCGUAUAUCUAAUUCUUCGCCGCAAGCUGUCAGAUGUUUUCUUUUGUAUUUAUAUUGUGAUCUCUGGGACCGAUAUUGUUGGGAGAUAUUAAUGUUGGCUGAUGAAUUUGUUAUCGAAAAUUUACGGAAUAACGCAGAAAGUUAUCUGGCAAGUAAAAUCGCUAAUACUGGUGUUAUUAUUGAACUUUGUAGAGUUUUGGAUACGAUUGAUUUGGAUGCAAUUGAAUUUCCAAUUAUUUUAGAUGCAUGUAGACGUUUCAUUGAAGAACAUCCGGAGAAAGUGGACAAUGAUUUUUGGGCAGAGAUUCGAACAUGGCCGACGGUUUUUGGACUUCUUGGAGGACGUUAA